GACAUAGACAGAAACCACACUUGCAAUGAAAUCACCGAAUGACGAACAGCAGGCCUCACGAGGAGCAACAGUCCUCAGCCACACUGCAGUGCACUGCACCUGUCCUAUCAGCCACUCACUCAGCCACUCAUCAAUCAUAUAUCACUCCUCCUUAUGAAGUACUGGCCGCCCUUAUGAUUCUCAUGGACUUGACCCCCUGCGCCCCCGGCUGACAGAAGAGGAUGCAGUCGUUGGCCUUGCCGAGGAACGGCGUGUAGGAGCAGUCCUUGGGCUUAUUCUCGUCCUUCAGCGCCACCUCUUCCAGAACCUCCAGUCGCCGCGACAGCUGCUCUGGGGGCGCCGAGGUGCGGUUGAGGAGCUGGGUGAAGUAGUCGCGGAAUUGGACGUCGCCGACGAAUCCCGUGAGUGGGGGGCCGAUGAAGAGGUGGCGGCCGAUUUCGACCUUCUUGGCGUUGACGGACUGGGGGGGCAUGCCCUCAAACAUCUUCUGCAGGGGCAGCACCUUGGCCUCCAUCAGUUCAUUCACCGCAGCACUGCACACACAGAGACAUCACAGGCACCGAGACACCAGUGGCCCAGAUUGGGUAUGUGAUGUGAUUCGUUGUUCGUUCGUGUAAUGUGCGGCACAUACAUGUACUCAGCAUCUGCGGGGGGUGGGUAGGGCUGCUGCGCACAGAGAAAGGUCUUGGGGUAGCCGACAGGGGGAGUGUCUGACGUCCAUGUGAGCGACGACACCAUCUGGUCGACCUUGAGUGCGUCCUCCUGCUGGUUGGCCAGCACCCACCAGUACUCGCCCACGACAUUACCGCCCACUGUUUCGUCCUUAUCAGGGUGCUCACCCUCCGCGAUCGCCGUGACAUUCUCACUGUCACCCUCGUCAGUGGCGUUGGCCGCAGUCUCUCCCCCACCAGCAGCGGCAGGGCCAGCAGCCGGCUCACCUUCAGGCUGUUCGUCGUCGUCUGCCUCUCCUCUGCCUCGUCCAGUUCCUCAUCGCUCUUAGUGUUCAUGUUGUCUCGUUUUUCCGCCGCACCCAUCCUCCGGACCUCCGAAGACACCUCCAGGAAGCUCACGCCGGAGAGCGUCUUGGUCUUCUUGCAGUUCUCGCUGCGAUAGAGCUCCACUCUCGCCGCCCCCUGGAUCCUCAGCCCCUGAAAGGUCGCCUCGUCGUUGGUGAUCUUGGUGAAGGCGCCAGGCUGCCCGGCGGCCGAGAACUGCUGGUCGGCCUCUCUCAUGGCGGCGGUCAUGUUUUGCCAGUCGAAGCAGAGGCUGUCUUCGUCCUGCAGAGCGAAUGCCACGAAGGGGGGCUUCUCGGCACCGAAUGUCGGGAAGAGGUAGACACAUAUGGACUCCUCGGCGGUGCAAUUGGGCACUUUGUAGUGGAAGCCGAAGCGGAGGUCGGCGUCAGUGAAUCGGACGGAGAAGUCGUUGACGGAUUUUGAGAUGGCGUCGAGCAUUUCAGAGGUGGACACGACCAUCUCGUAGGGCCGGUCGGGGUCGAAGUACAUGCUCCAGUGGGGACUGCCCUCGUCCUGACACAACACCUGCACACAAACCACACGCACACACGACGACGCCCACUGCAGAUUGCAGGUGUGAGGUUGUUUGUGCACUGCGUGCGGACCAGCCGGGGAAGGCAUGUGAAGGCGAUGAUGAUGGCAGGCAGGCGCAUCAUGCGAUAGACGAGGGAGGACAUGACGCGUGCGAGAUCAAAGUGCCCCCAAUGAGCGAUAUUGGUGCCCAUCAUCCCUCCCGUGGACGCCGUGGUAAUUUCUGCACGGGUGACUUCAUCGUCGGUAUCGGGUCGUUCACUGCUCGUGUCGGCUACCUUCUCCUCGUCUGCACUGCUCUGACCGGUAGGUGAGGCUCGAUGGUGCAU
Molecule: messenger RNA, 1876 nt
Organism: Vitrella brassicaformis
Lineage: Eukaryota; Vitrellaceae
Source: the annotation of a GenBank genome assembly